CUCAGGCUCUCAACACACUGCCCCAUCAAGUUAUCAACAUGUUGGCGAGUUGAGAAUUACGCUCUAGCUUCUCUCUAAGAAAGUCACGGACCUUCAAAAGUUUCGGACCUUCUUAGGUUGCUCGUUACUUCCUUGCUCUUUCAUGCUUAAUCCCACGAAUUAAUCCCUGAAAAUCUUUGUUUCUCUAACUCGAAAACCGAUUCCCUUUCACUUCCACCGACUGGUUUUGAAAGAGAUUGAUUUUUUGAGAGGAGAUAGACGAUUUUGGAAAUUCCAGUUCGCGGAUCUACUGUUCAUACCCGAAAUAGAAAGUGAGCUUGGAUCUAUAAUCUGACGGUUGUUGGUGGAAAAGGAAACUUGCUUGGGGGUCGCCGGCCUCUGGCGAACCUCCGGCACCCGGGCUCCAACCGCCACUCGCCGCCGUACCGGAAUUACCAGAGAUCCGUUGGGGCGGUGUACUGUUCACAACGAACGUUGACUUCCAGAUUUCUCCAAACUCUAUCGUUCAAUUUCAAAUCUGAAGCCUGUUUUGGAUUCAUCUGAGCAAGGCGAGCUUAACAACACCGGUUUUGUCAAAUUUGGGUGAGAUUUCAUCUUCCCCCAAAUUUCUUGGACACUGUAGCUAACUCGCAGGUUAUUUUACUUUGUGAAUUUUCCUGCAUUAAUUACUUGUCCAUUUGGGUUGCUACUUCUUGUGUUGUGCUUGCUGCUAUCUGGGGAACAAAAUAUAUUUUUCUCAGAAUUUUUGGCAUAACUCCAAUUUUCGAGGAUACUAUUCAUCUCCCCCUUUCCUGGAACUGCUCGCUACAGUAAAUCCUGCACGCCUGGGACUAGUUAGGAAUUUUUUCUGGAUUCCAUACUGGUCCUUUGGUGUUAAGGCUUACACUGGUGUGUUCCUCUCUUCAAGGGGGUUGUGUGUGAGUAUUUUCAUAAUUUUUGGAGUUGUUUUGGGUGGGCUGAUUGGGUUCGUUGCUACUGCUUGCCUUUUGGUUGUGUGUUUGCUUUGGUGCUAACAUUUCAGGUAGACUUAUACCUGGGCCAUGAGCUGCUGAUAAUGACAAAGAACAACAAGAAAAACCGCACCCCCCCUCCAAAGGAUAGCACCUUUGAUGCGAGGAUCAAACUACUAAAUGAAAAGAAGAAGGAACUUGAGGAGAAAAAGAAGAUGGGUGUCCAAGGUGGUGUGCCUUAUAUUCCCAAAAUUGCUCCUAGUCUUACUAUCAACCCUCCACAUUCAAAGGUGGAAUCCUCUAAGGAGAUUUCUCUUGUGAAGCCAAUGACCUCUUCAUCCGAAGAAGUUGACAUUGUUUCUCAAAAGAAGAAGGGGUUGGUAGAAGAUGAUUCGGUGACUCUUGGAUCCAGUGAUACUUAUUCCGAGGCCAGUCAUGAUGCUACAUCAAAGGAGGACAAAGUGGAAAAGAAGGAGUGGGCCAACUUGUUUCAAAACAAUCGGUCUAUUUCCCAUGGAAUGAAACUUGAGUAUAUCCCGCCAAAGGGAGAUAUCGUUGAUUUUUCAAACCGAAAGGUGCCCUCCAUAAUUGAUAUAUGGGGCUAUUGCUUGGUGGGGAUUUUCUCCGGGAGGUUCCCCGGGUUCAAAGCAGUGCUUGAACUAAUCAAGAAAUGGGGUGUUCCUUGCAAAUUGAAACAACAUGACAAGGGAUGGAUCAUCUUUCAAUUUAAAAAUGAAGAGGACCGAACCAAAAUCAUUUCCGGAGGGCCUUACUCAUCUUAUGGAAAGGCUCUUUUCCUAAAGGUCCUAUCCGAUGAUUUUGAGGUUGAUGAUGAAGAGUUUCUUAAAGUCCCGAUUUGGGUUAAACUACCCGGGCUCUCGGUCACUUUAUGGAACAAGGAGGAGAUAAGUGAGCUUGCAUCGCGUGUUGGAGUACCAAUUGUGGCGGACCAAGUUACUCUCAACAAAACAAGGCCCAACUUUGCUAGGGUUCUUGUGGAGGUGGACCUGUCGAAACCCCCGGUCCUUCAAAUCCCUAUGAUUCAACCAUCCGGGAAAAAGAGGACCCAAUUUGUGAAAUAUGAAGCUUACCCCAAUUAUUGCUAUGAAUGCAAAUCAUACGGCCAUGACCCUUUCAUUUGCAAAGUUCUUCAUCCGGAACUCAAGGAGAUGGACAAGGAAGAGGUGACUACUUCCAAAGACACUCCAAGAGAGAAAGAAAAACCUAAGAUGAUUACAUAUGUGGAACCCGAGGAGCCCCUCUUCAAAUUGGUGUUACCUAAGAAGAACAAAAAUGUAGUGUCAUCUUUGACAACAAAGAACCCGGCUGCCACCAUGCCAAAGCAGCCCGCUGCCCCCUUUGUGCCAAAGAAAAAUCCCGGUAAGGAGGUUAUUUGGAGGGGAAGAAGAAUCGAGAGUGUGCACCAAAUGUACCCGGAUGACAUUGUGGUUGACUUUGUGACCGAAAAGGAUGGAGCAAGAGUUGUAUUUGUCAAGAAAAGGCACCAAAUCAAAGGGAAUCCCCCCAUUGCUAAGCUUGAUGUUCAUACGCUAGAGGAGGCUCAAGAGGAUUCCCCGGCUAUCUCGUUCACGGACUCUUGCUUGGUGGCACUACCGGAUGUAAAGCGUGCCAAAAAGUGGUAUGAAUUUAAUAAAGAAAUUUUUAUUCCUAACAUUGUGUCUUUCUUUGACUUUGAAGCUAGCCAUAAUUUGGAAUAUGCACAAGAAAUGGCCCGUGCACUAGAAGGUGAGGCAAAGAUUAGUGCGGAAAGGCAAGCUAAGGCAAGGGCCGCGGCUCAAAGGCGGGACCCGGUUUAUGUUAGGAAAAAGCCAUACAAGGAUUGGGGAGAGCGGUUGGUCCAUAGUGUGUAUGAACUGGAUGAUGAGGAUGUGAUCACAAGUAUGGAGUUUGAUGAAGAUGGCCAUAGAACUGUGUAUGCGGGGAAGAGGGAAAUGCUCCCGUUUAGCAUGCCAAUCUACCGAGUGGGUUCGGAUUUCAAGAAGGCCAAGUUGGAAGACCCCGGCAUGACUUUCACCCUUGAUUGCCUACGUGAACUUCCGGGAGUAAAGCGUAAAGGAUCAUGGUACUCUUUUGACACUUCACUUUUUAUUCCUAAGGUUGUGGCUUUCUUUGAUGAUGACAGUGAAGAGAAUAUGGCGGCUCGAGCAAGAAUAGAGGAAGAGAAAAGAAAAGGAAAGGGGGAAGAGGAAGAGGUGGAGCCGGAGGUAGACCGCACCUCCAACCAUGAUGUCUCCAAUGAUUAGAGCUGCCUCGUGGAACGUGAGAGGUUUGAAAAAGCCUUCCAAACACCCUACUAUUUCGAAUUUUAUUAAAUCAAAUAAUGUUUGCUUAUGUGGCCUUUUAGAAACAAAAAUGGCAAAAACUAACAUUGCUAAUUAUGUUUCUAAUAAAUGGCCGGGUUGGUUAUUUAAAACUAAUCAUGAUUUUAUUGAAGGGGGGCGAAUACUUGUUCUUUGGAACCCCAAUUUAAUUUCGUGUACGUUGAUUGAAAUGGGGGAACAACACAUACACUUCCAAUGCCUAUGCCGAACGUCGCAAACUGUUUUCUUUGCUACAUUUAUUUAUUCUCUCUACACGGUUUUGCAACGAAGGGCCUUAUGGGAGCACCUAGCGAUACUUGGGGACCAAAUUAAGGACCCCUGGUUUAUCGCGGGUGAUUUUAAUUGUGUUUGUUCUCCAAAUGAAAGGUUGGGCUCACCUACACCCGCAAACUAUCUCCUAAAGGAUUUGGUUGAUUUCAAGGUCCAAGCUUGCCUUAAUGAUGCCCCAUCCACGGGGGAAUUCUUUACGUGGAAUAAGGGAUCACGCUGGGCAAAACUGGACCGGGUGUUACUCAAUGAGACGUGGGCUCAAUUGGGAAUCCAAUGCAAGGCCCAUUUCGCGGAAAUGGAGGUUGAGUUUGACCACACGGCCUCCGUGGUGUCUAUACUCGGUAAUCCCUCUCAAAGGCCGAAAGCUUUUAAGUUUUAUAACAUGUGGUUGAAGCAUUUGGACUUUACUAACAUUCUUGUGCAGAAUUGGAAUGUAUAUAUUCAUGGUUCGGCCCAAUUUCAAAUUGCAAGGAAACUUAAGAUGCUUAAACAGCCUCUUAAGAAUUUAAACAAUUUGGAAUUUGGCCACAUUUCUACUAAGGCAAAGAAUGCGAAGGUUGAAUUUAAAAGACUUAAUAAGCUACUGCUUGCCUCACCUGAUGAUGCCGAGCUCAUGGAGCAAGUGUGUGAGGCGAGAAAGAAGGCCACCUUUCUAGGAGAGGCCGAAUGUAGCUUCUUCCAACAGCGUGCAAAGGCUACGCAUCUUCUUGAAUCCGAUAAGGGCACAAGAUAUUUUCAUGCUAUUGUCAACAGGAACAGGGCCAAGAACACUAUCACCUCUGUUAUGUUGGAAAAUGGCAGCCUUACUACGUGUAUUGACCAUGUUGGAAACGAAUUUGUUAAAUACUUUGUUGAUUUAUUUGGAACCGAGAUGGAAACCAUCUCCCUUGACCAAUCGGUACUUGGAACCGGCCCCUUGAUUGAACAAGAUGUUCAUGAUAGCCUAUUAUCUCCGAUAACGGACAAAGAAAUUAAAGAUGCUUUGUUUGAUAUUGGGGAUGAUAAGGCACCGGGGCCGGACGGUUAUUCCUCGGCCUUUUUUAAGAAAAAUUGGAAUAUUGUGGGGGGGGGAUGUGACCAGUGCGACCAAGGAGUUUUUUAACUCGGGGAACUUGCUUAAACAGUUAAACCAUACCGUGAUAGCAUUAAUUCCCAAGUCUAGUCACUCCCCUAGGGUCUCAGACUAUAGACCCAUUUCUUGCAUGAAUGUGUUGUACAAAAUUAUUACGAAGAUACUAGCGGCGAGAAUUGUCCCUACCCUACCGGGUUUGAUUAAUGAAGCACAAGGUGCUUUUGUCGAUGACCGCCUAAUGUUUGAUAACAUUUUCCUAGCCCAGGAACUUGUUAGAGGAUACAAUAGGAAGCGAAUCUCACCAAGGUGUAUGAUCAUGGUGGAUUUGCGAAAGGCCUAUGACACCAUAUCAUGGGAUUUUCUCCAUAAUGUCCUAUUGGGACUGGGUUUCCCGGCCACAUUUGUAGGUUGGAUUAUGGAAUGUGUGUCAACUGCAUCAUUUUCGGUCUCUUUAAAUGGCUCUUUGUAUGGUUUUUUUAAAGGCAAGCGUGGCAUACGGCAAGGGGAUCCAAUGUCCCCUUUGCUUUUUGUCUUAUGCCUCGAAUAUUUCUCUCGCCUCCUCACAAUGAGGACUAAACAGGGGAGUUUCAAUUUCCACCCACAAUGUUCGUCUCUUGGUAUUACGCAUUUAGCCUAUGCAGAUGACCUAAUGCUCUUCUCGAGAGGUGACACAUUUUCCAUAAGAAUACUGGUUGAUGCUCUCAAGGAGUUUGGGGAUGUAUCCGGGCUUAGGGUAAACCAUGACAAAUCCAACAUCUUUGUUGGAGGGGUGAGGGAUUUGGAAUUACAAAACAUCUUGGACCUCGUUGACUAUGGGCAAGGCACGUUCCCGGUUAGAUACCUUGGAAUCCCCCUUGCCCCCUUAAAGGUCUCGGUUGCACAAUAUGCACCUCUAAUUGAAGUGAUCCAGGAUUUCCUAAAUGCUUGGAACACAAAAACAAUAUCCUAUGCUGGGAAGAUUGAGCUAAUUCGGUCUGUAAUCCAAGGAGUACAAUCGUUUUGGCUCCAAGUCUUUCCGGUCCCCCAAGCUAUUUUGGAUAGAAUCGUUUCCAUUUGUAGAAUUUUUUUAUGGGGAGGGAAGUUUGCAAAAGUCGCAUGGGAUGAUAUAUGCCUACCAAAGGCCGAAGGUGGGCUAGGUAUCCAUAAUGCGAAAGUUUGGAACCAUGCACUCCUUUCACGCCUUAUCUGGGACGUUCAUAACAAAAAAGAUACCUUAUGGGUUAAGUGGGUCAAUGGUGUCUACCUCAAAGGUAGAAGUGUGUGGGACUUUGUCCCACACAGCCGGGAUUCCCAACUAAUGAAGAGAUUGGGUCUAAUUAGAGACAAACUGAAGGGAUGUUUUAACAAUUUGAAUGAUACCAUCCUUGGCCUCAAUUCAAGGGCCAUAAAUGGGAAAUUAGUCUCGGGAAAAAUAUAUGAUCUUCUAAGGGUAAAGGGUGAGACUAGGACUACAAUGAACUUCAUUUGGAAAUCCUAUGUCCCCCCAAAGUUUUCCUUUAACGUAUGGUUGGCUUUGCGAAACCGGCUUCCUACACAGGAUAGCCUCGGUUACCUAUAUAUUGUUAACAGAUGUGAUUUGUGUAAGGGUGGAUUGGAAACAAUUCCACACCUAUUUUUCCAAUGUCUUUUUGCAGGAAGGGUAUGGAGUCAAAUUAGAAAUUGGAUGGGUUUUGGCCACCAAAUGACCACCCUUUUGAGCUCAAUAAAGUGGAUCAUGAAGGAACAUAAAGGCUCAAGGCUAAAGGCGAAGGCAACAAGAUUGGCGUUCUGUGCCACGGUUUACUACGUUUGGCGGGCUAGGAAUGCGUGUAGAUUUGAUGGAAGCAUGCCAAAAGAAGAAGAGAUCGUCGCAAAGAUAAAGCAUGUGGUGUACAAAAUAUUGUACUCUCUAUACCCACAUGACUUGAUUGGAUUUUGAAGUUUGGAUAUGUGAGAGAACAUUAGUGAGGCCGCGGCAUACGACUUGGACUUGAAUGGUUGCAACCCAUAACACGAUGGCUAUUUUUUUGAUUUUAUGACUUUGAGGUGAUCUGUGUGCGUGCAUAUUGGCAGCACCGAUUAUUUUUGAUGUUUGAGGCAUUUAGUAUUGUAUACUUAGGCCUCUGAUUUUUGGAAUUAGAUAUAGAUCGAAUAAAAACCUCUCUUCACCCCUACACUAGGUAGGGGUGGGGGGGGGGGGGUUUUGGGAGAUCUAGCUCUUAGUUUUCUUGGAUGUACAGUUUUCUUUGGGUGCUAAUAUAUAUUUACAUUC
Molecule: messenger RNA, 6885 nt
Organism: Cuscuta epithymum
Lineage: Eukaryota; Viridiplantae; Streptophyta; Magnoliopsida; Solanales; Convolvulaceae
Source: the annotation of a GenBank genome assembly